This is a messenger RNA of Daphnia pulicaria, 1094 nucleotides long. Its product is annotated as calphotin-like. The record is from RefSeq and is a predicted model, not a curated record. The coding region runs from base 115 to 849 and encodes 244 amino acids. The transcript has 2 exons. NCBI's taxonomy places the organism in Eukaryota, Metazoa, Arthropoda, Branchiopoda, Diplostraca, Daphniidae.
ACCGCUGUAUAUGUACCCUAUUGAGCAACAGACAGCAUUUAUACAUUCCAUUUGUAUACUCGUUAUUACACAGUAACGGACUGUUACAUAUUUAAAAACAUCCGAAAAAAAGACAUGAACUGGGAAUUAAGGAUGAUUUUAGUCACUCUUUUGGUUGCCGCCGCAUCGGCCGCACCGAUCAACCCGGCCGUCCCGUGUGCCCAUGGAGUCGCUGCCGUGGCCUACGCCGCUGCCCCAGUCCCUUACCCGGCUGCCCUGACCUACGCCGUCCCUGAGCCCGUCCAAGUUGCCGUUCAACCCGAGAUCACUUACGAUUUCCCCGCUCUAAUAGCAAAACCAGCCCCAACACCAGUUAAAGUAGAAUACGACAUUUUAGGACCGAUUGCUGCCCCAGCACCAGCCCCAGUCAUACGGGUUGCUGCUCCAGUCAAGGUCGAGUACAUCAUCCUUCCACGCAUCUCUGCUCCAGCUCCGGCACCAGUUGUUGUUGCUGCCCCAGCACCAAUCAGUGUUGUCCCCCAGGCCUUCGAGACCAGGGUCCACUACGCCGAGACUCCCGUCGUCGUCGGACACACUUCAACCAUCAUGAAGCCCAACUUGGGCGCCGGUGCUCACGUCACCAACUUCGACUUCAUGGGAUUGGCCCAGACCAAAACCGUCGGACAGGAAUCCUUCGUCCAAAAGUCCAAAGUUUUGGCUCCCGCCCGCAGCGUCUCCGAAAUCACGCCCCAGGUGACCGUCCAACACCCGACCAAAGUCAACGUUGAAAAGUUCGCCGUUGAGGUGCCCGUCGCCGCUCCUUACGCCCAGCCCGUUCCAGUUGCUCCCCAAUACGAAAUCCACCAGUAACACGCAGCAGCUGCUGUCUAUAUUGCUGUCCAUUUCUACAAUUCAGCGUCUCAUACUACUGCGACUAUAAGACCCAAUUAAAAAAUCGACGAUUUGAUUACUUUUAAUAUAUCUUCGGCAUGGCUCAGAAGUGUUAAUAAACGCUUUGUUAAUCCCGGAAAUAUAUGAAACCUGAUCGUAAAGAUUUUUUUGUUCGUGUUAUGUACUUGAAUUUUGGCAGUAAAUAUAAUACCGGCAAGAAGUAA